GUUCAAAUCACUCGGAUUACUCUGUGGUUCAAAUGUAUCACUGGUUGCCUACACGGUUUUUCUCAUUUUUAUUUGAAAAACGAUUUUUCUCAUCGCAAAAGACGUAAAACUUCACAUAAAAUAUUUUUAAAAUCGUUCUGCUUACAAAUAUGACGACCGGUAGUAAGACUCCAGCAAUGUUACUCCAGGAGUAUACAGUAAAGAUGAAGAUUGGGGCACCGGAAUACAAUUUGAUAGUGAACAAAUGUGGUACUCACGAGAAUGAAUUCCAGUAUCAGGUCAACGUUGGGUCAGUUUCAGCUACAGGUAAAGGAAGGUCUAAGCAAGUAGCGAAACACAGUGCCGCAUUUAGGGCCCUUGAAUUGCUGAACACAUUGGGUGAAUGCGAUAUUAUCUUGACUGCCACCCCAGAUUUCAAACCUAACUUGCAUAGAAACGAACCCGAUAACCCAAACGAGGGGUCCGUCAACAGCAUUGGGUGUCUGCAAGAAAUUUGUGCAGAUAAUAAAAUACCUCUACCUGUUUUCCAUGAGAUAUCCGAUGUGGGGCCUCCUCAUUGUAGACAGUUCACAUACGAGUGCAGUAUAUCUUCAAUGAGAACUCAGGCGAUAGCUAAAACGAAAAAGCAGGCGAAACAAUUGUCGGCAAAAUUGAUGCUGGAGAAGAUCAAAGAAACAAUCCCGGAUUUGGUGAGAGAAAACGAGGAUUUGAGUAAUACUCUUAUGGAAGACGAUGACGCCUUGAAAGUAUACAAUAGAAUGAGCUCGUACAAGGUCAUUAAGAAUAAAUGCACGAGAAUCAUUGAUUUCCCUAGUUGCCUUGUAGAACUAAUGAAAAAUGCUGAGUUGACUAAGGAAGAUUUCGAAGAGCUGUUAGAAAUAUGUGGCGAGAAAACACUGAAGAAGAUACUCGACAAGUUUGAAUUGAAACAUGAAUUCAUUGUAUUACAGGAGUCUUCACCUGCAAUUGUACUGUUAGAUGUUGAUUUAGAUACACCUUUCUCUGUUUUGGGCAAAGGUGCAACAGAGAAAGAAGCUAAGAGAGACGCAUUGCGGAGCAUUUAUUUCUUAUUGGAAGCGUACAUCAACGUUGCAGACUGUGAUGACUAGACCAUUUUUCGUUGAUUUCAGUUUUAAGUUCCAUUAAUUUUUGGUAUUUUAGUGGGAAUUAAAUGUGUCUGUUAAUAUAUUUUCAUUGUUUGGAGAA
This is a messenger RNA of Coccinella septempunctata (seven-spotted ladybird), 1206 nucleotides long. RefSeq names its product interferon-inducible double-stranded RNA-dependent protein kinase activator A-like (gene R2d2). The transcript has 6 exons. NCBI's taxonomy places the organism in Eukaryota, Metazoa, Arthropoda, Insecta, Coleoptera, Coccinellidae. The coding region runs from base 150 to 1109 and encodes 319 amino acids. The record is from RefSeq and is a predicted model, not a curated record.